Messenger RNA from Dovyalis caffra, 180 nucleotides. The record is from the annotation of a GenBank genome assembly. Lineage: Eukaryota; Viridiplantae; Streptophyta; Magnoliopsida; Malpighiales; Salicaceae.
AUGUUCAAUAUGUGUAAGGGAAAAAGGGUUCAAAUUGCGGACCAACUACCAACUUGGCUCAAAGAAGAGGAAAAAUGUGACACCAUAGAAGAAGCUGCCCGUUCAGAUGUGAACCCUCCAAUGAUUGAGAAUUUGGAGAUACGGCAACUAAAAUAUAAACUAUCUGACCAUCUUGAUUGA